GGCUUUUCCCUUUAGCUUAACCAUUUGCCCAAAACCCUUGUAUUUCUCCUUGUGACCUAAGCGCGCGCGUUCAUGGAGGACGACGACGAGUUCGGAGAUCUCUACACAGAUGUCCUCCGCCCCCUCCAACAAUCUGCCGCAGGGAAGGCGCCGCCCCCGAUCGAUCCCCACAUCGACAGCGACGAUGAGGAGAUUCUCUACGGAGCUUCGGAUUCGACCACGGCGAAGCUCAAUCCUAAUUUGAAUCCCUCUAGGAAUUCGGACGCCUUGAAUUUGGAAAAAACCAUUCUUCAACCUAGGAAAAUUGGUUUGAAUUCGGAUUCGUGCCAAAGGAUUGAUGGAUUAGUUGAAAAGGGGGGUGAUAGUUCGGGGUUUGAGGCUAGGGUUUUGGAGAAGGGGCGUGGCAAGGUUUCGGAUGAUGAUGAUGAUGAUAUUGAUAUAAUUGUGGAAGAAAGGGAGGAUAAGGACGGGGAUUUGAUGGAGAAUGAUCCUAACUUAACGAACAAUGACGUGAAGAUGUAUGCUACUGCAGUUGAAGAGGGAAAUAGUAUGAAUUUGUUGAAUGAUGCUGGUGAAAUCGGUUCGCAGCAGAUGAUCCCAGGGCUUUCGGGAGGGUUGCAGAAUCCCGGGGCUACGAAUAUUGAGGAUGAGUGGGACAGUGAAGAGAGUGAUGAUGAUCUGCAGAUAGUGCUCAACGACACCCACCACGGGCCAAUGGGGAUGGAAAGGAUGCCGGGAGUGAUUGACGAGGAUGAUGAAGAUGGAGAGCCUUUGGUGAUUGUCGCGGAUAAUGGGGACCCUCAUCACCAGGCGCCGAGGACUGUGGACGAGCAAGAGUGGGGCGGUGAGGAAGGAGGAUCUGGAGCCGACAGGGAGAAGGAUUUAGGAGACGCCACAAAGGCAAGUGGAGGAGGAGGUGUGGCUGCUCCCGCAGCUGCACAGCCAAAGGUUGCGUACAGCAAUCAUGCAUACCAUCACCCAUUCUCUUCACAGUUCAAGUAUGUGAGACCUGGUGCAGCACCAUUACCUCCAGCAGCUCCUGGAGGAAUCCCAGGUCACGUUCGUCCACCCAUCAACAUGGGGCCUCCAGCGGGACGUGGAAGAGGUGAUUGGAGACCUGCAGGAAUGAAAGGGACCUUGCCUCAGAAAGGGUUCCAUCCUCCAGCUUGGGGAGUUAAUUCAGCAGGUCGUGGUUAUGGAAGUGGAUUGGAUUUCACUCUUCCUUCACACAAGACAAUUUUCGAAGUUGAUAUUGAUAGUUUUGAAGAAAAGCCAUGGAAACUUCCUGGUGUAGAUGUGUCUGACUUUUUCAACUUUGGUUUGAAUGAGGAUAGUUGGAGAGAGUACUGCAAACAACUGGAACAACUAAGGCUUGAGAUGACUAUGCAAAGCAAAAUUCGUGUUUAUGAAAGUGGAAGGGCAGAACAGGAUUAUGAUCCAGAUCUUCCGCCAGAGCUUGCAGCUGCAGUUGGUAUCCAAGAUAAUACAUCAUCUCUAAAAGCAAGUCAUGGAAAGGUUGAUGAUGGUCCGACUGACUUAGCAAGAGCAGCUGCACGUGAACGGCCUUCUCUUCCUGUUGGCAGACCUAUUCCAGUAGAAACUGGUUCUGGUGAUCGUCUUCCAUCAAUUGAUACAAGGCGCCCAAGAAUGCAUGAUAUUGAUACUAUUAUUGAGAUCGCCUGCCAGAGUCCCAUGGAUGGUGAUGAUACAUCAGAGCAGCUGGAUAGUGGUGAUACUGCAAGAAAGGAUCAUGUUCGUGGAGGUGAUGAAGCUGAUAGUCUUCAACAGGAUGAUGCAGACCAUAUGGAUAGCUAUUCACCUGCAUGUACUGAUAAUAAAAGAGAAUUUGCAUCAAGAAGACCACAUCCGAAGAACACUGUCAAUAAUGAUGGUAUUGCAAAAGAGGAUGUUUCACAUCUUCCUUCAGAAAAUUCGCAUUCUGAUCGGGAAAAUAUCGUCCUGCGAGAGGAGAGGGAUAAUGAUGCUUCAGUGGUGGAUGAUAAAAGCUUUAAUAUGGAGGGACAGGAAAUGGCUUCAGAUGCAUCGGAGAGGGGUAAACGUGAAGAAGGUAUUUUAAAUUCCACAAAGAAACAAAAGCUAAGUUUACCCGUAGGACAACCACAUGAGUAUGAUGAUGGGAAAGACUCAAAGGCUGCAAGGAGUAAUGACAGCAAAAUAAGAUCAGGAAGCAGUGAACAUCUUCAUAGUUCAGAUGAUGUUGACGAUGAUGCCCUUCAGGAUAGGCACCCUCUUCGACCAGGUAACAUCAGGAGAGAAGUAGGAGACGAGGACUAUGCUCAUAGGAAAGAUCACUAUGAUAGAGACGAAGCUGGAAAGCAGAACAUGGUGGGUAAAGGGAGAGAAGAUUCUUUUUCACGUAGAAGUGGUGGGGAUGCUAACUCAUCACUUCAUCGGCAUGCAAAAGCUGACAGUGCUGACUGGAGGAAGGGUAGUGAUAUAUCCGAAGGAACCUGGAAUCGGAGAGAUGAGGAUCAUCGUGGCAGAAGAACAAGACUUGAAGACCAGAGAAAGAGGGACCAUGGUCGUGAAAUCAGCUCCAGAGAUCGCGAUAAGCUUAGAGAAAAAGAUACGACUGAGAAAGACGAACAUCACCUACCAAGAAAUCGGCUGGAUAAUGGCAGUUGGAGGGGAACUAAUCAUGAAUUGGAUUCCAUAGGAUCUAGAGAAAGAGAUAGGGAUGAUCAUCUUAAAGGUCGGAGUGAAAGAGUAGAUGACCAUGACCUUCAUAGCACCAGAAGAAAAGAAGAGUCACAUGUCAGACAGACGAAUGCUGAAAAAGAUGAUAUUUCUCAAAAUCACAGGAGUAGUAGUACGCGGAGGAAAAGAGAGAGAGAUGAUGGCUCUGAUCUGCUCAAAAGAGAUGAGCAAGGUAGAUCAAAGGAUGAUGAGGUGCAUUUUGCUCGUCAAAAAGAAGGGGUACCGUCUCAAAGGGAGAGAAGUGAAAGGCCAAGAGAGCGUGAUGAUUGGCAUAGAACUAAGCAAGAUGACCUUUUGUCGAAGAGAGAAAGAGAAGAAACACGGCCAGUGACAAGGAGUGGGAGGGCUGCUGAAGAUAAAACAUGGCCAAGUCAUUCAAGAGGGAAUGAUGACUAUAAACUAUCCAGCAGAGAUUACCAUCCUAAGAAUGUAGGUCGGCAUAGUGAUCAACUCAAGCAGAGGGAUCGAAUUGAAAAUGAGAGUUUUUCACAGCGUAGGAGCCACGACGAUGUUUAUGCUCGUGGAAAUCAACUAAGCGUUGAUGAGAAAAGAACAAGGUACGACAAGACUAGCAAUCGGGAUGAUCGUGCUGCCUAUGGUUCUGAUACUUCUAGGGCACAUGAAUACAAAAGGAAAGAAGCUGGUCGAAAGAGUAGAGAAUCAGAGAGUGGAGAUCAAAGCUCCUUCAUACCUUCGAAGAGGAAUCAGGAUGCAGAUGGCGGCCGGCUAAAUGAGAAGGCAAACUUGAGAGGCAGAACUGAGCAGCAAAGUGGUCAUGGUCCUGCAAAUCACCAAUCAUCUCGAAAGCAGAAAGAAGAGGCUUCAACCGACGAAGAACAACCUGACUCAAAGAGGGGUCGAUCCAAAUUGGAACGGUGGACUAGCCAUAAGGAGAGGGAUUUUGGCAUAACCCCCACUGCAUCUUCUUUGAAGAAAAGAGAUCGAGACACACACAACAGUAGUGUGACUCCUGAAGACCCUCCCGGAAAGAUAGAAGACAAACCACAUCCGCCUGCUGUGGAGAACAAAGAAGAUGGUCCAGAAAUGAAUAAAGCAGGGACUGUUGAGGACAAACACUUGGAUACUGUUGCCAAGUUGAAGAAACGAAGCGAGCGUUUCAAGCUUCCCAUGCCUAUUGAUAAAGACGCAGUUGCAGCGAAGGAGAUGGAGAGUGGGCCUCGGAGCCAAGCUGAGAUACGGGCCGAGUCAGAGAUCAAAUCGGAGCGACCAGCACGAAAGAGAAGGUGGACCAGCAAUUAGUAGUGAAGGAUACUGUCGUUUUGUGGUUGAAGAACCCUAUAUAUUAUGUUGUCGGAUAUUUGAGGCAUCUUGCAUUCUAUGAUUUAAAUUGCGGCGGCCAUAAACUGUUGUAGUUUUUGUAGCACUCGAGAUUACUUUGUAUAUAUGUAGAGAUCAGAUGGGCUGUAACAGUUUUCAACAUUAUUUAUCUUUUUAACACACCACCAUAUACAGUGUAUUAUCAUUAUUAUUUCAUAAUGAGGAUUUUGGUUAGUCUGCA
Messenger RNA from Salvia hispanica, 4237 nucleotides. Its product is annotated as FIP1[V]-like protein. Lineage: Eukaryota; Viridiplantae; Streptophyta; Magnoliopsida; Lamiales; Lamiaceae. The record is from RefSeq and is a predicted model, not a curated record. Gene Ontology annotation, molecular function: RNA binding. Gene Ontology annotation, biological process: mRNA processing. Gene Ontology annotation, cellular component: nuclear speck.